AUGGAGAAUGGAGAUGUUUCUUUAUAUGACGACACCAGAGCAGGAGUCUUGAUGGUGUUUUUUAGAGAGCUGAAAGCUGCAGAUGCAGGAACAUACAGGUGUGGAGUGAAAGAAUCUGAGUAUACUGAGAGAUUCACUGAGAUACAGCUGAGCGUCAAACACGAUGCAAAAUAUCCAACAAGAGUGACAGAAUCUGUGUAUCUCGGUGGAGAAGUCAUCAUCACCUGUCAGAUCCCAGAGAAACAUAAAGUUCAUGUCUGCAAAGAGGAUGAUAAUCACAUCUGCCAGAACAUCAGCUCAUCUAAAGUGACAGAAAUGAGUGGUUCAUCAGAGAGAAAUGAAGAGAGAGUUGUUACAGUGAGCAUCAGUAAUGUGAGUGUGAGAGAUGCUGGAGUUUACUGGUGUGGAGCAGAAACCAGAGACACAGAUCUGACUUUCAUCUCCCUGAACACUCAAAUUCAGCUCAACCUCAUCACUAAAGUGGGUGUGUCUAGUGUGAGCGGCUACUCAGGAGGUCGUCUGAUGAUCAAGUGUGAACAUCCUCAAUACAAAACCAAACCAAAAUACAUCUGUAAAGAAUCAGACGGAUGUUCAGAGAGGAAGAAUCCAGGAGUUCAGGAUGAAUGGAUGGAGAAUGGAGAUGUUUCUUUAUAUGACGACACCAGAGCAGGAGUCUUGAUGGUGUUUUUUAGAGAGCUGAAAGCUGCAGAUGCAGGAACAUACAGGUGUGGAGUGAAAGUAUCUGACUAUACUGAGAGAUUCACUGAGAUACAGCUGAGCGUCAGACACGAUGCAAAAUAUCCAAAGAGAGUGACAGAAUCUGUGUAUCUCGGUGGAGAAGUCAUCAUCACCUGUCAGAUCCCAGAGAAACAUAAAGUUCAUGUCUGCAAAGAGGAUGAUAAUCACAUCUGCCAGAACAUCAGCUCAUCUAAAGUGACAGAAAUGAGUGGUUCAUCAGAGAGAAAUGAAGAGAGAGUUGUUACAGUGAGCAUCAGUAAUGUGAGUGUGAGAGAUGCUGGAGUUUACUGGUGUGGAGCAGAAACCAGAGACACAGAUCUGACUUUCAUCUCCCUGAACACUCAAAUUCAGCUCAACCUCAUCACUAAAGUGGGCGUGUCUAGUGUGAGCGGCUACUCAGGAGCUGGUCUGAUGAUCAAGUGUGAACAUCCUCAAUACAAAACCAAACCAAAAUACAUCUGUAAAGAAUCCGACGGAUGUUCAGACACUAAGAGUCCAGGAGUUCGGGGGUCAUUCCACAAAAUCGGGACACCAAAGGCACAGAUUUCAAGGGAUGACCCUUGGGAGGAAUGGAUAGAGAAUGGAGAUGUUUCUUUAUAUGACGACACCAGAGCAGGAGUCUUGAUGGUGUUUUUUAGAGAGCUGAAAGCUGCAGAUGCAGGAACAUACAGGUGUGGAGUGAAAGUAUCUCGCUAUACUGAGAGAUUCACUGAACUACAGCUGAGCGUCAAACACGAUGCAAAAUAUCCAGUGGUUGUGAAUAAAACUGCAUUUCUUGGCGAAGUUCACAUCACCUGUCAGAUCCCAGAGAAACAUAAAGUUCAUGUCUGUAAAGAGGAUGAUAAUCACAUCUGCCAGAACAUCAGCUCAUCUAAAGUGACAGAAAUGAGUGGUUCAUCAGAGAGAAAUGAAGAGAGAGUUGUUACAGUGAGCAUCAGUAAUGUGAGUGUGAGAGAUGCUGGAGUUUACUGGUGUGGAGCAGAAACCAGAGACACAGAUCUGACUUUCAUCUCCCUGAACACUCAGAUUCAGCUCAACCUCAUCACUAAAGUGGGCGUGUCUAGAGUGAGUGGCUACUCUGGAGGUCGUCUGAUGAUCAAGUGUGAACAUCCUCAAUACAAAACCAAACCAAAAUACAUCUGUAAAGAAUCAGACGGAUGUUCAGAGAGGAAGAGUCCAGGAGUUCAGGAUGAAUGGAUAGAGAAUGGAGAUGUUUCUUUAUAUGACGACACCAGAGCAGGAGUCUUGAUGGUGUUUUUUAGAGAGCUGAAAGCUGCAGAUGCAGGAACAUACAGGUGUGGAGUGAAAGAAUCUGACUAUACUGAGAGAUUCACUGAGAUACAGCUGAGCGUCAAACACGAUGCAAAAUACCCAAAGAGAGUGACAGGAUCUGUGUAUCUCGGUGGAGAAGUCAUCAUCACCUGUCAGAUCCCAGAGGAACAUAAAGUUCAUUUCUGUAAAGAGGAUGAUAAUCACAUCUGCCAGAACAUCAGCUCAUCUAAAGUGACAGAAAUGAGUGGUUCAUCAGAGAGAAAUGAAGAGAGAGUUGUUACAGUGAGCAUCAGUAAUGUGAGUGUGAGAGAUGCUGGAGUUUACUGGUGUGGAGCAGAAACCAGAGACACAGAUCUGACUUUCAUCUCCCUGAACACUCAAAUUCAGCUCAACCUCAUCAUGCCUCCAGUAGUGAGACGUGAAGGAGAAUCUGCUGAGAUCUUCUGUCCUUAUGAUUCAAUCUAUAAAUCAAAGCUAAAGUCUCUCUGUAAGGGGAAGUGCUCCACUAGAGACAGAAAUCCUCUCAGUGAGACUGUGAGAGAAGAGAAAGAGACCAAGACUGGCAGAUUGACUCUGAAAGAUAACGUCACUGCAAGUGUCUUCACUGGGACCAUCACUGCACUGACAGCAGAGGAUGCUGGGAAAUACUGGUGUGCAGUGACAUUAGAAACAGAGCUCAAUUAUCUUCACACUCAUCUGAUGGUCAUCAUGAAUGAGGAGCUGAACUUGACUAAGUAUGAAGGAGACGACGUGUCAAUCCAGUGCAAACAUCAGGAUGAAGAUCAGAAGCGCUUCUGCAAAGCACAUGAAGUCUCCAUGUGUGUGAAGGAUGGAGUUUCAUUGGAGACGAUCAGAGAUGAUCGAUUCUCUUUCAGCAUCUUUGAAGCAUCUGCUGGAGUCUUUACUGUGAACAUCACUGAUCUGAGAGAAGAGGAUUCUGGGAUAUACUGGUGUGGAGAUCAUGUCAUCACUAAAGUCUGUCUAGAAGUCAACAAAAGGGCUUCUGACAGAAUCAUCACCUCUUGCAUCUUUGUGACUCUGCUGCUGAUGGGAGCGUCUGUCCUGUUACUUUACAAAUUAGGAUACAUCAAGACAAAAGAUCAGCACCCUUCCCCAGACAGGACAGAGAUGAGCGGCAGAGAGGCCUUUCAUGCUGCAUGUGACUAUGAGAAUAUCAGAGAUGUCAGACAGUGCGUAGUCGUGGGAACUGAGGAAACUGUGUUAUAUUCCACUGCCACGCAUCCCACAGACUCGUCAGAUACACACAACACACUCUAUUCUAAAUUACAGUUACCCACAAACCCCUCUGAUGGGCUUCUGUAUGCUUCAGUCCGCUUCCAGAAGCAUGAAGAGUCUCUCAGCGAUGCUACAGUAACCUCCAAUAAAGAGGAUUUUUACUGUAAUUACACCACGGUCAGUCCCCGCAUGUCACUCAACUAAUUCAACUCUUAAAAAUAAAGGGUUCAGAGGGGUGUUUUUUAUUUUUUAUUUUUUUAUUUGCUAUAGUGAUGCCAAAGAAGAACCCUUUUUGGUUCCCCAAAGAACCUUUCUAUAAACUGUUCUUAAAAGAGCUGUGUUUUUCUUAGUGUUGAUAACAUUCUAACAUUGUAAAGAAUGUUUUCAGCUAAUGCUUGUGCAUUGUGAAGAUUCCACUGAUGCUCUUCAUUGAACUGUCAAGGCUGAUGAAGAACAUUUAUUGGGAAUCUGGUCACGAGUGUAGUGAACUUUUAAUGUGUACAGUGACUCCUAACAUUAUUUACACUUCAGUGACACUUAAAAAAGCAUUUUAUUAGAUACAAAAUUAUAAAUAAAUACUGUACAACAAAUCAAAUACCAUUUAUUGUAGCAAAAGUACUUUUUUUCUCUUAUUUUUUUUUUUAUCUCAAAAUAAGAAGUAUUACAUGAACUGCCCUUCUGUACACUCAUAAAUGUGAAAGAAAUUCAUAAUUGAUGAAAAACUAGUAGCAUUUGUUUACACAUGAUCUUCUCUGUUCAGGUUACCAUUGUUAGUCAUUUUAUCACACUGCCAUGAAAUUACAGAUAACUGAAACUGUAGAUAAACAAAUUAAACACAGGAGCAGAGCAUCUGCUGGAAAUGUAGAAGAAAACAACUCGACUGGACAUUUGUUUUACACACACGACACACCCUUGCACCCAAAAGCAUCUGCAAACAACUGAUGCGUAAAAAUGAAGGAAGAAAAAGCAACCAUAACAUAUGUAUUUUCAUUUUGAAUGUACUUACUGCAACUGUUUAUUUAUUCGUUCUAACUGCACUGUGUUUGUUCAGAGAUGCCUCAUAGGCAUAGAAGGACCAUAUGAAAUAAAGCAGAGUGUUUAAGAGCCGUACCAGUUAUGAGACUGAGGUAUUAAUACACGCUAAAUUAAAUAUGUGCCUUGUUUAUAUCAUGUAUAUUGUACAGGUCAUCGCCUGAGGUUGUGUGUGUGUGUUUGUUAUAUACAGUUUUUGGUUUUGGUUUUCAUUUAUCACAGUGAUAGUCCUACAGGAACACUAACCCACAUAAUCAAUCACCUUCAGCUGGUCAGUUGUUUGACUAGACUGCUAAUCAUUCACUUUGUGUACCACACGUCUUAGUUUUCUGCCCUCUGCUGUUCAAGCAUAAAAAAUGCAGUUUAAACCUUUCCUUGGUUUGACUCGAUUAUUUAUUGAGUAGCAGUCAACAGCAUCAUGACUGAUGAAAACAAUACAAAGACGGAAAUUAAGCCACAUUUGAAUGCAAACACCCAUGUGUUUUUCUACUCUUAUUUAUAUAUAUAUAAUACUUUUUUUCUGUAAAUGUGUGUUAAUUUGUGUGGCAGAAGCUUUCAGACCUGAACAGGAGUUAACAGACAUGAAGCUGCUCGUGGUCAGUCUCUUUGGUUUAACUCCACUGUGAGUCAGUGACAGCAGGACUGUAUUUCAUAACUGUGAGCCAGAAGAGUUUAGCAAAGAGGAAAAGGAAGAGGUGGAGCUGUUUGUUUAUAUAUAUAUAUAUGUACAGAUUCACAUGAGCGAGAGUCUUAUCACCAGUGAAGAUGAUUAAGACCCUUCUCUUCUUCACAAUCUGUCUGAUUAAAGAAGCUUUCAGACCUGAACAGGAGUUGACAUGAAGCUGCUCGUGGUCAGUCUCUUUGGUUUAACUCCACUGUGAGUCAGUGACAGAAGGGCUGUAUUUCAUCUCUGUGAGCCAGAAGAGUUUAGCAAAGAGGAAAAGGAAGAGGUGGAGAUUCUUUAGUCUAGAUGUGUGACUCUUUUAGCAGUCUCUGACCGCUGAAGAAUGUACAGAUUCACAAGAGCGAGAGUUUUAUCAUCAGUGAAGAUGAUGAAGACCCUUCUCUUCUUCACAAUCUGCCUGAUUAAAGGUCACAUGGGUGAUGAUGCUGACGCUGUGACUGGCAUCUCAGGAGGAAGUGUCAUCAUCAACUGUGAAUAUAA
Messenger RNA from Carassius gibelio (silver crucian carp), 5443 nucleotides. RefSeq lists its product as uncharacterized. Bases 1 to 3450 code for a protein of 1149 amino acids. The record is from RefSeq and is a predicted model, not a curated record. NCBI's taxonomy places the organism in Eukaryota, Metazoa, Chordata, Actinopteri, Cypriniformes, Cyprinidae. The transcript has 16 exons.